This is a messenger RNA of Pipistrellus nathusii (Nathusius's pipistrelle), 612 nucleotides long. The record is from the annotation of a GenBank genome assembly. Lineage: Eukaryota; Metazoa; Chordata; Mammalia; Chiroptera; Vespertilionidae.
AUGAGGGGCAGGGGCCACCCCUCUCUGCUGCUGCUGUACCUGGGCUUGACCACCUGUCUGGACACCUCACCCAGCGGGGAGCAAGACCAAGAAAUCUUCUUGGACUCCCCCGAGGCUCAGAGCUUCCUGGACAACCAUCGCCGAGUUCGCCGAGCCAACCACUGGGACCUGGAGAUCUUCACGCCGGGGAACCUGGAGCGGGAGUGCCUGGAGGAGAAGUGCUCCUGGGAGGAGGCCCGGGAGUACUUUGAGGACAAUACUAAGACGGAGCGCUUUUGGGAGACAUAUAUCCACAAUGGCAAGGCAGGGCGUGUACGAGUGGACGUAGCAGGCCUGGUUGUGGGGCUGACAUCUGGCAUCCUGGUCAUUGUGCUGGCCGGCCUGGCAGCCUUUUGGUACCUACACUGGCGACAUGGCAGAAGCCAGCUACCCAGCCCUCAAGAGGCCGACCUCAUCAGCCCUUUGAGCCCCCUGAGCUUUGCGGGCUCGCCCACGCCCCUGCCGCCGCCACCCCAGCCGCCGGGCCUCCCCACCUACGAGCAGGCCUUAGCGGCCUCCGGGGUGCACGACGCACCUCCGCCGCCCUACACCAGCCUCCAGAGGCCUCGGUGA